Molecule: messenger RNA, 1606 nt
Organism: Scatophagus argus
Lineage: Eukaryota; Metazoa; Chordata; Actinopteri; Scatophagidae
Exons: 5
Source: RefSeq, a predicted model, not a curated record
UACACUCCACUGCACUCAUUCACCCACACAAACAUUGCAUACAUACUGAUUUGCUGUUUGAUACACGUUACUGUAUUGUUUACUUUAUUUAACUUAUUAAAAGUUUUAUUAUUAUUUGAAGGCUAAGUGUGGUUUUCCUAUUUUGUCAUAUACUUCUGAAGCUGCUUGUGACAGGACUGAAAUAAAGAGUAUUCGGUGAGCAGAGAAAGACAUGGAGACACUGAUGAUGGUUUAUGAUGAUGCCACUGACAUUAGAAUGGAAUCACAGAAUGGAAUAUUUUAUAGAACAUUACUGAGCAGAAUUUGGCUCAGUUCACCUGCAGCCUUCGCCGUGUGAGCUACACAUUUAGUGGGACCAAACAAUAAUCCAAACCGGAGCAAGAGUUUGAAGCCAGUGAACUGAACCAUCAGUGAAUACAAAACAUCUUAAGAGUCCAGUACCCAACAGGGACAACAAACAGCACAGAAACCAGCCAGCAAAAUGGAUCUGUUACCUGAGCAGGUUGACAGCACCAUGACAGAUAACGACUGGGAAGACUUGCUGUCUAUUCUCAAGUCGACUGGAGUAGAUUUAGUGGAUGAAGCGCCGAAUACUCUACCACCAUCUACUUCACCCCAACCUUCAACUUCACAUGCUCCUGUCAAUGCUGAGACGGAGCUCCAGGAGGCUGACUGUGGUGUAGCAGACAAUUCCUGGGAAGACUUGCUGUCUAUUCUCAAGUCGGCUGGAGUAGAUUUAGUGGAUGAAGCGCCGAAUACUCUACCACCAUCUACUUCACCCCAACCUUCAACUUCACAUGCUCCUGUCAAUGCUGAGACGGAGCUCCAGGAGGCUGACUGUGGUGUAGCAGACAAUUCCUGGGAAGACUUGCUGUCUAUUCUCAAGUCGGCUGGAGUUGAUUUAGUGGAUGAAGCACCUCACACUCCACCUUCAACCUCACCUCCUCCUGUCAAUGCUGAGAAGAGGCACAAUACCUACCCUCAACACCCACCCUCAGCACAACAAUCAUCCUCCAAAACGGAUCCUCAAGAGUCUGACAAUAACGUUGCAGAUCAGAUCUGGGGAGAGUUGCACUCCAUUCUCAAGUCGGAUGGAUUUGAUCUUCUGGAUGACGCACCCGACCUGCUGCCUCUUUCACCUUCAUUUUCACCUUCACCUCCUCCUCCUGUCCAUGCUGAGCUGGAGGAGGGAGGAUAUGGUGGCUGUAGCUCCCUGGGAGCAGCUCCUCAGAGGGUUGAGCAGCAAAGUCAAUUGUUGACAGCUCCCCCCAUGAGCUAUGCACCACGUCAAGAAGACAUGCAGCCAGGUCACCUGCACAGUCAGGCAGGUGCUUCCAGCCAGGGACAGCACAACAGCAUACCAGUGACGGGGUUCCUUGAAGGCAACCAGAGCCUGCGUUAUGUAGGACUGUGGAAUGGACAGCCGCUGUAUGAGAUUUGUGCUCCUGCUGUCGUUGCUGCUCCUCCAGCAGACGCGUCCAAAUCAAAAAAGAGAAAGCGUCAAAACCAGCAGGAGGGCGGUCAGUAUAUAAAGAAGCCCCCAAACGCCUUCAUGCUGUUCCUGAAUGAGCAAAGGCCACACGUUGAGGCCGAAAUCAGAAGCCGA